AUGGUCAAGAGGUCAUUGGCGUCGGUGGCUCGGCCACUGGCCAACCUGCGAGUCCCUACGCUUUCAGCCCGCCAAUUCAGCUCAUCUCCCGCCCAUGGAUUGAGCGCCAUCUUCUCCAAGACUGAAAACACCGAGCUCAACGAGGCCCUCGGCACGAUUCAGGAAAAGAUCAUCCUCCCCGCCUACCUCCCUAGGAAGCAGCGCGAGCUCGUCUUCAACCCCAAGAUGCGAUCCUUCAUCCAGCAGAACCCCGUCGUCAUCGAGCUCGACGGCCUCGAGCACAAGUUCACCACCAUCGACCGCUUCACCGAGAUCCCCAACUCGAAGAAGGCCCUCUCAGACGUCCUGAAGCUCAUGGAGACCAAGGAGGACUGGGACAACCUCGGCACCCUGCUCGCCGGCUACAAGAAGGCCGGCAUCCGCCUGCAUAAUUACCACUACGACAAGAUCAUCCGCAAGGCGGGACAGAGCAAGCAGACCUAUGCCAUCAUUGAGUGCGCCAAGCAGUCCAGCAAGACCAAUCUCCGCUUGACGAGGAAGAACCACCUUGUUCUUCUUCUGACCCAGAUCAACAACAAGAUCACUUCGCCAAGCGGGGAGGCGAACGAGUCUGCGCAGGCUCUGAAGUGGAUUGAGCUGGUUCUGGACCUUAUUCAGCGACCAGAGCACCAGGGCCAGGGCGCCAAACCCACGGAACGGGUACACCAAUCCCCUGUUGUCCAAGGACUGGUCCUCUUCGCCCGAGCCUCGUCGAUCAAGGCGCAGCAGGCGGCCGAGAGCUCAGCAGAGGUUGAUGUGCAGGCUCUCAAGGACAACGUCGAGUCUAUCACCAGCUCCUGGACUCGCCUCGGUACUGACGAUUUGGUCAACUCCCCCGUCCUCGCCGACCUGAACCCCCGCUCUCCCCUUACCAAGGAGAACCCCAACACGAACAACCACCUUGCCGUCAACUUCUAUAUCCUCACGCUGGCUCAGAACAUCAAGGGCAUGGAGCUGGCCCAGGAGAUCCUCGGCGACGCUGCCAAGGACCUGACGCCCAUCCGGGACGCACUGGAGCAGCACCUCAAGGACUUUAUCAAGGCCGACCCACGCUAUAUUGAAAGCUGGGCUGAGACAUACAAGUUGACGACGGGCCGGGAGCCUCAGUGGUCGGUAUAG
This is a messenger RNA of Fusarium keratoplasticum, 1158 nucleotides long. RefSeq lists its product as uncharacterized. Lineage: Eukaryota; Fungi; Ascomycota; Sordariomycetes; Hypocreales; Nectriaceae. The record is from RefSeq and is a predicted model, not a curated record. The transcript has 2 exons. The coding region runs from base 1 to 1158 and encodes 385 amino acids.